AUGAGUGAAUUGAGUCCGUCUCCGUCGCGGAAUGGUGAAACUUCAAAUCAUAUAAAGUACAAUGUGCUGUUUUCGUCUACUUCCAAACUAGCGGUUCCAUCCAUUGCCAAUCCUACACUACCUACAGGCGAACCAACAACAGCAAUUAAUUUGGAAAACGCUGGACCAUCUGAAAGUUCAUUUAUAUUAGAAGAGGAUGAUCAUCACCUCCAAGUGGUUUCAACAUCAAGACAUUCAGUAGCCAGCGAUAGCAGUUACCCCGGCUCUGGAGGACAGGAUAGUGAAUACGAAGAAGAAGAUGGAAACAAUGUCAAUUCUUCACAUAUUGAAGAAGAAGCCCUUCAGAACAUGCUCAGCGACUUGAUACGUAGUAACCGCCUGUACGUGAAUGUCAGGGACAACUCUUUGCCCUUACGCGAACUCUCGUUUCUUGAUUUGAAUAUAUUUCCUAACACUCAUGAAGCAAAGAAUGAACUUGAGUUCUAUGAGAAACACAUCCAAAUCCAGAAAGAUAAUGACGAGCCAGCAUUUCACCAAAAAUUAAAACAUUUCUUCAUACUUUCAACUGCAGGGAAGCCCAUCUUCUCUAUGCACGGUUCUGACGAUCUAAUUAUGGGUUACAUGGGAAUCAUCACAACGAUAGUAUGCACAUUUGAAGAGAGUAUGAAGGAAGACUUCAAAUCGAUAAUGGUGGGAGACAAGACAAAAAUCGUAGUACUUAAUAAGAGUCCACUCCUUCUCGUGGCAAUAUCCCAAAUAAGUUAUGAACUCAUGUCUUCAAACACUGAUUCCACAUCUAGUAAUAAAGAAGACAAGGAAAGUGACAGCGACGACAUUUUGUUGAUAAACCAACUUAAUACUCUUUACAAAUAUUUACUUGCAAUACUCUCGAAGCCAACUAUCGAAAAGAACUUUCACAACAGGAUGAAUUAUGAUUUGCGAAAGGUUCUCACGCCGCUAGAUUUUCAAAACUUAGAGGCUCUAUGUAUGAAGUUGACAUAUGGCUUACCGUUACUUAAUCAAGGAGAAAGCAUUUCAGAUACGGAAAGCUUUGAUUUUUUCAUUGGAGAACUUAUGGACUCAUCAAUCCAAAGCGUAAAAGUGACAAACACCACAAGGAUGAAACUCAACAAUAUACUACUUUCAUGUAAAAGACUCAAAUUAAGAGACGAUGACUCUGCUUUGAAUAGAUCAAGUGAAACAGCUUCAUUGAUAUUUAAUAGGACAACCAAAGAGGCUGAAAAGUAUUUAGGAGACGACUUACUUUUUUCAUUUUUGCUUGCUUCUUCAAAUAAGAUUCUCAACUAUAUGAAACCAAAGAAUCAUUCGCUUUCGAAUGAAGACAUGAAAUUGUUGUUUUCUAUGAUAUCCGCAGCCGAGUAUCAGAAUCGAGGGGGAAGUUUUGAUGAAGAUCUAUGGAUUCCACUUUGCUUGCCAAACUUCAAUCCCAAUGGAUUUUUGUAUGUCUUUGUAAAGAAGAUCUCUCUCUCGAGUUAUCUACAAUCGAGUACUGUUGACCAGUACUUAACCAUUGUACUUGUGAGUAGCAACAAGAACACAUUCUUCCAGAUGAGAGAAUUAUCGAGAUUCAUAAUCAAUAAGAUUGUUAAAAGAGAACAAUUCUUAACUACUUUGACGGACGAAUUGACAGGAUCGACUAAACUAUCCAUACUUAAUGACAUCAAAGUACCUGCAAUCAAACACUUUAUCUACAAACUAAAGGAAACAAACCAGUUCAUCAUGAACGACAUGGUGCACUUUAAUAAUGAUAGAAGCAUGAAUACCUUGCUUCAACUAGUGUACUUUUAUUCUAUCUUGCACAAUAGUAGGGCUACUCGAAUUAAGAGUAAAUUGAAAUCCACCUACAAUCAGCAGCAAGGAUCCAAUUUUGUUAAUCCUAUAAAUACCUACAAGAUAGAUAAUAAGAAGUUAACUUAUGUCAAGUGGCAAGGAGCAGGCUCCAUUGUUACAGGGUUUAUGCUUUCAGAUAACAGCUUCGAAUUUUACUGUUUGAGCAACGAAGAAAUCGACUCCAAAGAGCUCAUAUCCAGCAGCCUCAAAAUAAUCAGAUGGUGUGAAAAGUACAGAAAGCGGUUGUUCUUAGGAGGUGGCGUCGUCUUCUGA
This is a messenger RNA of Scheffersomyces stipitis CBS 6054, 2124 nucleotides long. RefSeq lists its product as uncharacterized. The transcript has a single exon. NCBI's taxonomy places the organism in Eukaryota, Fungi, Ascomycota, Pichiomycetes, Serinales, Debaryomycetaceae. Bases 1 to 2124 code for a protein of 707 amino acids. Gene Ontology annotation, biological process: vesicle-mediated transport; protein targeting to vacuole. The record is from RefSeq and is a predicted model, not a curated record. Gene Ontology annotation, cellular component: Mon1-Ccz1 complex; fungal-type vacuole membrane.